This is a messenger RNA of Cajanus cajan (pigeon pea), 792 nucleotides long. RefSeq names its product putative phosphopantothenoylcysteine decarboxylase. NCBI's taxonomy places the organism in Eukaryota, Viridiplantae, Streptophyta, Magnoliopsida, Fabales, Fabaceae. Gene Ontology annotation, molecular function: phosphopantothenoylcysteine decarboxylase activity; FMN binding. Gene Ontology annotation, biological process: coenzyme A biosynthetic process. Gene Ontology annotation, cellular component: phosphopantothenoylcysteine decarboxylase complex. The record is from RefSeq and is a predicted model, not a curated record.
AUCUGUGGGUGAUGGAUGCCUCGGCCAGUUCAUCAAGUGGAAAGGAGAAAGCUGUGGUUUCUUUUCUUAGGAAGCCUCGGAUUCUACUUGCUGCUUGUGGAAGUAUUUCUGCGGUAAAGUUUGGAGAUCUUUGUAGUCUUUUUGCAGAAUGGGCAGAAGUAAAUGCAGUUGUCACUAAAUCAUACUUGCGUUUUAUUGAUGGACAAACAUUUCCCAAAAAUACACAAGUAUUCAGUGAUAAACAUGAAAUGUUCCAUUGGGGAAAGCUAGGUGAUUCUGUACUUCACAUUGAGCUUAAUAAAUGGGCUGAUAUCAUGGUCAUUGCUCCAUUGUCAGCAAAUACUCUCGCCAAGAUAGCGGGAGGGUUGUGUGACAAUCUACUGACAUGCAUAGUGCGAGCAUGGGACUACAGAAAGCCAUUUUUUGUUGCACCAUCUAUGAACAGUUUUAUGUGGGACAACACUUUCACAGAACAGCAUUGCAUUACCCUUGAAGAUCUUGGCGCCAUUCUCAUCCGACCACAAAAACCAAAUAUAGAUGGUGAGGAAGCAGAAUAUGAGCAUAGCUUAAUGGAAGAACCUUCCAACAUUUGCUCAAAUGUGAGAGUUUCUUAUAAACAAUAUUUGGAGAAAAGGGUAUGUAGGGGUGAGGUUUAGCAAUCUUGAACAUUAUGCCUUACCAGGACCAUUUGUCUUGGCUCCUCUUUGAUCUUUUAUCAGUUGAAGAAUCUAGUGUGAUGAUCUCAUAGUUGUAAUUGUACAUGUUAUGCUUUUCUUAAUAUACACACAUUAC